This is a messenger RNA of Anguilla anguilla (European eel), 4803 nucleotides long. RefSeq names its product solute carrier family 35 member E1-like. Lineage: Eukaryota; Metazoa; Chordata; Actinopteri; Anguilliformes; Anguillidae. Gene Ontology annotation, molecular function: antiporter activity. Bases 133 to 1278 code for a protein of 381 amino acids. Gene Ontology annotation, cellular component: Golgi apparatus. The transcript is spliced from 6 exons. The record is from RefSeq and is a predicted model, not a curated record.
GACCGCACAGGGCGAUGAACUGCGAGCGCUUUAAAUGAAGGAAGUGACGUGCGAAGAAAGUGGUCUAUCGCCUGGCUGAUAUACGUACACCCGCUCCACGUCUCCCCGCUGCCGGUGACUCUGCUUUGGAAGAUGGCUGCGGUGGAGCGUCCGCAAGCCACGGAGGGAGCCCGGAUUGCGAUGUUGUGUGUCUGUUGGUAUACUGUCAGCUCAGGGGGUAACGUCAUCAACAAAAUAAUACUGAACGGAUUCCCCUAUCCGGUCACAGUGUCUCUCUUUCACAUAUUUUCUAUUGUUUUAUUCCUUCCGCCUUUAUUACGUGCUUGGGGAGUACCCAAAACUGAACUGUCUGGGAGAUACUACCGAUGGUAUAUUCUCCCUUUAGCUUUUGGAAAAUACUUCGCGUCUGUGUCGGCUCACUUCAGUAUAUGGAAGGUACCGGUUUCAUACGCUCACACAGUGAAGGCCACGAUGCCGAUUUGGGUGGUGCUGCUGUCGCGCAUCAUCAUGAAGGAGAAGCAGACGACCAAGGUGUAUGUGUCUCUGAUCCCCAUCAUUGGGGGAGUUCUCCUCGCCACGGUAACGGAGUUGUCGUUUGACUUGUCGGGUCUGAUCAGUGCCCUCAUGGCAACGCUCUGCUUCUCCUUGCAGAACAUCUUCUCCAAGAAGGUGUUGCGGGACACGCGGAUGCAUCACCUUCGCCUCCUCAGCGUGCUCGGCUUCAACGCCGUCAUCUUCAUGCUCCCCACCUGGGUGCUGGUGGACCUGUCCUCCUUCCUGCUGCAGGAGGACCUGAGUGACGUGUCCGGCUGGUCUGGGACCUUCCUGCUGCUGCUGGUCAGCGGGUUCUGUAACUUCGCGCAGAACGUGAUUGCGUUCAGCGUCCUGAGCCUGGUGAGCCCGCUCAGCUACGCCGUGGCCAACGCCACCAAGAGGAUCAUGGUCAUCAGCAUCUCCCUGCUGAUGCUGCGCAACCCCGUCAACUCCAGCAACCUCCUGGGCAUGCUCACCGCCAUCGUGGGCGUGUUCCUGUACAACAAGGCGAAAUACGAUUCCAGCAGGGAGGCCAGAAAGAGGCCGCUGCCCUUCUCCCAGCAGGAUGUGGUGACCUUUGACCCUGCAGCCCUGGGUUUGGAGAAAGUGGCGCCCCACAACGGGGCGGGCCCCUUCCCCCUGGGCCCCGGCCUGGAGCGGGCCGGCCUGGAGCGGACCAACCACCUCCAGUACGGCCGCGGGCCCUUCCUGAGCACGCACACAAACGCUCAGUAUGACGUGUAGGAGCUGUGUGUGUGUGUGUGUGUGUGUGUGUGUGCACGCAAACGCUCGGUACGAUGUGUAGGAGCUAUGUGUGUGAGUGUGUGUGUUUACGCUCAGUACGACGUGUAGGAGCUGUGUGUGUGUGUGUGUGUGUGUGUAGGGGAGAACUGUUGGCCAUUCAGGCUGCCAGUGAGUGUGUGUGUGUGUGUGUGCGUGCACGCAUGCACGCACGCAAACGCUUGGUACGAUGUGUAGGACCUGCAUCAGUGCGUGUGUGUCUGUGUCACGCGAAGUAGGAAGUGUAGAACCUGUGUGUAUGUGGUGUAUAGGGUAGAACCGUAGGCCGUUUAGGCUGCCUGUGAGUGUGUGUGCGGGAACAGGAAAAAGGCACAAAGUAAAGAAGCAGCCCGAUAUUAUAGUACCCCCCUACCCCCCCCGGCUCUCUCUGUGCCAUUUUAAAAGCGGACUUUCUGCCUGAAACUCACCCUGAGCCCAUCGUAUGAAGCCUCUCACACACAAACGUGUGCGAGACAUUGAACCAUUCCACGGCUCAUUUUUGCAUUUUCAUUUUUUAAAAUCAGCACACUUUUUUUUUUUUUUUUUGUUUUGUUAUGUUUUUGUACAUGCACGAGGGCGGCUACACGUCUGACUGCUUCCCCGUGUUUGAGCCCUGAACGCGGCUCGGGCGCCCUGCAGGCACGAGGUUCACGGGGUUCACGGGGUUCACGAGGCUCACGAGGUUCACGAGUUCGGGACGGCGUUCUGUGAAGAGAGGAUGCGUGCGCCCGAACUCGCCGGCUGGGGACCCGAGCGUUCAGCACGUCUGCCGUUCCCUCUUCCUUCCACUGGAUUCGUUUGUUUGUUCCCCCCGUUUUGGGGGGGGGGGGGGGACUGGAUCAUUCACAUGGAAACUGCAUUGUGUUUUUUUUUUUUUGUUUUUUUUUUUUUGGCGUUUUGUUCAGUCACUUUCAAGGGAUUUCUCUGUGUUUAAAAUGUCUGUGUUACAAUUUUUUUUUUUUUAAUUCUGCAAUGGCAGCUGGGUAGUUUGUGAAAGAGAGAGACUGGAAGCAUGCCGUCUUUGGACUGAUCUUGGACCGGAUUGGUCAACCGUGACCUCGCCGUCAGUGUCCAGGGAAAGGUCAUUUUGUACGUGAUUUGUGUGCCAUUUAGGUCAAAGAGAUUUGUUUACCUCUGUUUUCUUUGUUUUGUUUUUUUUUUAAACGUAAUGCAUUGUAUAGUUUUUGGGUUUAUUUGUUUUGAGGGGGUACAAAACACCAUAAAUGGUACGUCUGCUACCUUCUUUUACAGUGCUACCUUCUUUGAUAAAACUGGACCAAACAAUUCAAAUGGAUAACGCUUAAUGUUUUUAGCAGUAUUUAUGUAAUGUGUUUUUAGCCAUUAGUCUCUUGGAAGUGGUAAAGUAACCGGUAGGGUUCAUUGGUUCAGCGUAGCUAUUGUUAUUGGAUGGAUUUGUUCCACGGUUGUUGUCCUGAUCAAGCCAGGUGAGCGUGCGGUCAGUCUGGGGGAGACCUGGUGCCACAUGGAGACAGGCUGUGUGCGGUUGGGUGGAUCUGUACUGUUAGUGAGUUGGGCUGUUUCUGGGCUUUUGGGUCCUCUUGGGGAGGGGGGGGGGGCAGCAUGUGUGCAUGAGUGACUGCCCCCAGAGCUGACAUCAUCGGCCCCCGCAGCCUGAAUGAGAGUGUGAUUGCUUCCCUUGGCUGGUGACCCCUGACCUUUAGGGAGGCGAAGGUGACCAAUAACUCUUGUUGAGCCUUGCGAGGUCACUGGCUUGUAACCAGGCAACCAGACAAGAGGCUUGCCAUAUGAGUCCAUCUCACAUAGCCAUUGCGCUUAAAUUCAUACAGUUGAGACUUUAAAUUAUCAUAUUUCUACAGGUUAAAGUAGUUGAACCCCCCCCCAGCUGAGGUUGUCUAGAAUUAAAUAAGUAAUUAGUAAUAAGGACAAUGGGUAUAAUAACGGUAAACUUUAUGAACUACAGUCUGGGUUUAAAAGGCUAAUCCGGCAAGGACUUGAAGCGGUUCCUACUGAAGCGGUUGGGCGUUUGUAAAGGUUUUAACUAAUCUUCCUGCUGUGUCUGGGUCCCGUGUGGCUACGGUGUACAUAUGUAAAGUUUUACUUGAGUACAAGUGCUGUAGAGAGCCGCGAAACUGUAUUAGAAUGUCUUCAGCGGGUACUUUUGUUGUUGGUGGGUGUAAUUUUUGCAGUGGGUGCAUUCUAACAUCAUAGAGUAUGAUUUCAGUUCAGCCAAUUGGGGAAUUGAAUAGAAAUCAGAUUCCAAAUCCUCAAUUUACUACUGAGAGUACGUUACAAUUUGUGAACCGAAGUUCUUUUUUAAAAAUUAUUUUAUUUUUACAAAGCUAAGCAUACACAGUGCUGCAGUGUGCUGAAUCCACCCUCUCUGUCUCUCCUGCUUAAAUGUACACGCUCAGGAUCAAGGCGUAGUAAUGUGGCUAAAUGCUGUAAUAUUAUACUUGUAUUGCACUCGACGUGCUUCUUGCACAUAAACUAAGAGGUUUGGGAGAGCCUUGAGGUUAAAUGGUCUGCUGACGCAUCUCCCCUCACCCUGAACACACAGUUCUUUCCUCGAUAUGUAAAUGAUAUUUUUGGGGGACGGGGCGGGGCGGGGGGGAGGAGAUUACAGCUCUUGAUUUUGGCAAUGCGUGUGAAUGUGCGCGAGCUGUUCGAAGGAAGGGAAAGCGGAACGUAGACGAGCUGUGGUUAAAACACAGAGAGGUCAGAGAGUGCACAGAGUACAGAGUACGGUGACUGUAACACACGAUUGCACAUCGCUGUGUAACUUGGGAGACACUAAGCCAGCUGUUUUGGCAUGUUAACAUCGUUGCGGUGUUGGAGUUGUGCACCUCAUAGUGGGAAAAUCUACAGGGAAGCUGCCCUUUUACUGCUUGUGUCAUAAAUGCAUCACUCUGUAAUUUUUUUUCCCCCCAAAGUUGUUGGUCAAUGGAAUCCCUAAAUGUUUCUAGGGGUGUACCUGUGUAGAUUAUGGAUUCAAUACUAAAACCUGUUGCUAUGGUAAUGCUUCAUCAGGCAACCUCUUUAAAAAAAAAAAAAAAAACAUUUCUGUUCAUCUCAUUGGACACUAAUUACAAUACAAAUUAACUCAUAAAUUAAUCUUAUUUGCAGAAAUUUAUUUGCAUCAUGGAAAUUAGCUUUUUCUCUGAAAUUUGUUGAACUGCAGACACAUACAGAGUUUUGUGUAAGCUGGAUUUGUGUAGCUAAUUUUGUCCUACUGAUGUAAUUAUGAUAAAAUAUUUACAAACUGUAAAUAUUAAGUUAAAUUCAGCCUGGUAGGAAAAGCGUACUCAAACCACAUGCCAUAUUGCAGUACAUUUCUCAUUUCAGUUUUCUUUUUUGAUGACUUCAUGUUUUAUUAAUGUUUUCAAUAACGUUUAUUAAAAUGUAAUUUAUUAAAUCUGCUACUUUGUUGUUUGCCAGCAUUUGGGGAUGUGGAGACCUUUGUGACUCCUGUACAAUGGAAAUAAAAAAUAAACAAAUGAGGCCACCUAA